Molecule: messenger RNA, 306 nt
Organism: Rhinocladiella mackenziei CBS 650.93
Lineage: Eukaryota; Fungi; Ascomycota; Eurotiomycetes; Chaetothyriales; Herpotrichiellaceae
Exons: 2
Coding region: 1-306 (101 amino acids)
Source: RefSeq, a predicted model, not a curated record
AUGGCUAAAUCAAACGCAGUUCUUGACAUAUCCUUUGAUUCGUCCAAUUCCAAGAAGAAAAUAUCUUUGAACACAACUAAGGCCAUCCAUGAAGCCGACAGCCAGAACAAAAUCAGGGACGACUUCAAUUUGAUUGUUGCGGCUCUGGAUGAUCCCGUUGGCAAAAUGGACAAGAUCGAGGACUUGGUGCAGUCGGUUGAACCAGACCUUGCAUGUAUCGGUUCCCAGUUCGAUAUGAGAACUUCCUUGACUAUGUCCACCAUCUCCAGUGACCAGAAAAAGAGAGCCACAGCGGCCAAGCUGUGA